GCCUGUUCAGCAAACUUAUUUUUCUUCCAAUUGCUCGGCAAAUGGCAGACGAUUAGAAUUUUUGGUUUUUGUAUGUAAGUAAACAAAAAGAGCUUUUUUCAAUAGGCAAUUUUUGGUUCACCAAACUCCAACACAAACAAAACGAAAUGUCAAAGUAGGCAAUCAAAAAAUACCAAUCGUCUAUUCACAAAAGUUUUAAAAAUUGAAGAUAUUGGGUGUAAAAUGGAUAUUUAUACUAAAAAAAUAAUUAAAAAAACAACUCCUGGUCAGUUUCGGAUCUUGGUGGAAUCUAUUGACGAAUUCCCAGAGCUAGCAACUUCAAGCCCGAUAUUUGGGAAGUCGAAAGUCGAAAUUGAAUCCAAAUGGGAUGUUGUGGCACAAAAAAUAAAUUCGGUUGGACCUCCAAUGCGAAGUGGAUCUGAUUGGAAAAGGAUAUGGGCAGAUAUGAAAUGUAGAACGAAGGCCAAAAUAACUGAAAAUAUAAAGCAAAUGAAAGGCACAGGCGGAGGACCUUCCUAUCAAAAUUCGUUGACAGAUAUCGAAAGGGAUAUCGAUAGGAUAUGCCAGCUAUCAAAAGCCGCAUCACCUGAUGGAAUAACCUUCGGUACAAAUAGGAAAGAGCCUCUUGUUUUGGAACUUACGCCACCCAGACCUUCAACUAUCGUUGCUGUUGUUACUCCCACAACUUCAAACCAAUAUUCAAAUACAGCACAAGCGACAUCAACCCCUAUCAAAGUUAUGCCGAAAGCAAACCUUUGCAAAAACCAACAGAAACGAAAGAUCGCAGAAAAAGAACAAGGGGCAGAAAUAAAACUUUUAAAAUUACAAUUGGAGCAGAAUAAUGCUUUGGUAGAAGAGAUGAAGGUGCAAACAAAAACACUCAACUCGCUGGCCAAUUCUCUCCAAGGCAUUCAACAUGUCUUGCAAGAAAUGUUAACAUUUUUAAAAACUGAAUGAAAAUAAUUGUGUUAAGACAUUUUUUAAUCAACUAAUCAAUUUUAUUGUUUCCCUAUUAAUUUAAUUUUAAUAAAAAAGAGCUUAAUUACAUUUUUA
This is a messenger RNA of Musca domestica (house fly), 1053 nucleotides long. RefSeq lists its product as uncharacterized. Gene Ontology annotation, cellular component: nucleus. Bases 223 to 957 code for a protein of 244 amino acids. Lineage: Eukaryota; Metazoa; Arthropoda; Insecta; Diptera; Muscidae. The transcript has 3 exons. The record is from RefSeq and is a predicted model, not a curated record.